AUUUUUACUUCGGUUCGUGUUGAGAAGUUGUUAUGGAGGGAAAAUGGUCGCUUGCUUUGCCGAUUUUUUAUACCUUUUAACAUUGAUAUAUCUUAAUUUUCUUAUAACAAACGGAGAGAGAACAUAUCGAGUGAACGACUUUGCAAACGCGGGUUCGUUUGGUCAAGAUGUCGUAGAAAGUCCAGAAUAUUAUCCUUCAAAUGAAUUAUAUAAUAAAAACGGAGAAUUGAGAAGUAAUAGUGGAAAAUUACCAAGAAUAAAUCAAGUCGUCCGCCAUGUGAAAAGACUUUCAAAGUAUAAACUGCCUUCGCGGGGCCAUGGUACGGCUUCGAAGGCAGAUAACAACUUGGCGGCAAAAACCGAAAGCAUCGAUCGACAAUAUAUUCUAGUCCUCAAUGUUGGCAUUCCAUCAAAGUCAUUCAAUUCAUUCAAAGAAAAAUCACUCAGCAGUUUGCUGACAAAARGCUUGGAUAAUGAUGCAUUUCCUGGCUCAAAAUGCAAUAUAUUACACAAUACACCUAUAAGCAAAGCAAAAGUCCAACUUGAAGUCUUCUGUCAAAAUGGCAAGAGGGAAACCACAUAUAUACCUGCUCCAUCCCUGUUGAAAUCACUGGACUCCCCACAGAUGAAGCCAUUUAUCAAAAAAUUUAACAUAACAGCRUAUGGGGUGAAGAACCCACCAGAGAUCAACCUGCAAGUUUACCAGGAAAUGUGGUUUCCUGUGGCUGUAGUUGCUGGAAUCAGCAUGUUGUUGAUUGUAUUUGCUAUUGCUUGCCUGCUUAUYUGUCGCAAACGAGUUGAGCAAGCAGACGAAGAGGAACAGAAAKCAAAACAGACKCCAGAUUCUGAGUUUGUUUAUCCAACAAUUCAUCCAGUACAAACCAUGCCAGCCAGCAUGAUUCARCCAGGAAGUGGCCAAGUUUAUACUAUAUCAGGAAUACCACUSAAGCCAAGAAAAUGGAAAGGUUCUCAGAUGUCUUUGUUAGAUAGACGUGGCUCAACAGCAUCUCUUGUACUUGAUUUAAAUGUUGGCAUUCCAUCAAAGUCAUUCAAUUCAUUCAAAGAAAAAUCACUCAGCAGUUUGCUGACAAAARGCUUGGAUAAUGAUGCAUUUCCUGGCUCAAAAUGCAAUAUAUUACACAAUACACCUAUAAGCAAAGCAAAAGUCCAACUUGAAGUCUUCUGUCAAAAUGGCAAGAGGGAAACCACAUAUAUACCUGCUCCAUCCCUGUUGAAAUCACUGGACUCCCCACAGAUGAAGCCAUUUAUCAAAAAAUUUAACAUAACAGCRUAUGGGGUGAAGAACCCACCAGAGAUCAACCUGCAAGUUUACCAGGAAAUGUGGUUUCCUGUGGCUGUAGUUGCUGGAAUCAGCAUGUUGUUGAUUGUAUUUGCUAUUGCUUGCCUGCUUAUYUGUCGCAAACGAGUUGAGCAAGCAGACGAAGAGGAACAGAAAKCAAAACAGACKCCAGAUUCUGAGUUUGUUUAUCCAACAAUUCAUCCAGUACAAACCAUGCCAGCCAGCAUGAUUCARCCAGGAAGUGGCCAAGUUUAUACUAUAUCAGGAAUACCACUGAAGCCAAGAAAAUGGAAAGGUUCUCAGAUGUCUUUGUUAGAUAGACGUGGCUCAACAGCAUCUCUUGUACUUGAUUUAACUUCCUCAACGACANUCUGCACGGAUCCUGAUAUUAUUAAGUUUAAGUUAUAUGAUGACUACAAAAGUCCGUUAUCUUGUACUAUUAACGAUUUUUGGAGAAUGAUAUGGUAUCAUCACUGUCCAAUCAUUGUCAUGAUUACAAAAUUAAAAGAAAGAAAUGAGACAAAAUGUGAGAGAUACUGGCCAGAUCCUACUUUCAGAAUGCAAGAGAAAUAUGGAGAUGUAGUGGUAACAUUUGACUCUGCACUUGGUAGAGAUGGCUACCAGAUAACUUCAUUAUAUAUUAGUCACUCACAGUCUUUAGAAGCUCCUCGUCGUGUUUAUCAUUACUGGUAUACUGCCUGGCCUGAUCAUGGAGUUCCAGAUUCCCCCAGACAGUUAUUACAAUUAGUAGAUGARGUACACUUAGCACAAGAGAGAGAAGGUGGCAAAAGUGGACCUGCCGUUGUCCAUUGUAGUGCUGGUAUUGGUCGAACAGGAUGUUUUACUGCAACUAGUAUAGGCAUUAAACAAAUUCAGAGUGAAAAUUGUAUAGAUAUUUUAAAAAUUGUUUGUCUUAUGAGAAUUGACCGGGGUGGAAUGGUAGAAACAGAUUCACAAUAUGAGUUUGUAUAUCGUACUCUUCAUCACCAUUGGACACAGUUACGGAGCGGUCAUGGCCGUAAAACAAGUGACACUGUGUUGGAAGCCAUGUUUGAAGAUAAGUAAAGUGCUUGGGUUCCCUGUGUUCUUUGAGGUGGAAUCUUGCUUCUGCUCGUCCUUAUGUUAUAGGGGUGCGCCAGCUCUUCAGCAWUAAAGCAUUAAAGCACAAAUGACAGAUUAAUGUUUUGAAGUAGGUAAAACAGUAGAUUUGUGUUGGAUCAAAUUCAUGGGUAUUUGUUGCUGAAUDGUAUUUGGGAUGACAGAAUUCAAAUUAGACAAAUUAUAAUUCCAACAAUUUUACAUUUCUCUAAGAAUAUUGUAGUUUUAUUCCAUGCUGGUCAUGGGUUUCAAUWAUCAUGGUUUCCAGAAAUUUUUGCUUUUCUGCAGCAUUUUAUUUAUGAAGCCAAGGCAUAAAUUAAAUUUCUAAAAACCAACUUUCAAUGUGUACAAAGAUAAAGCUAUUGUGGUAUUCCUGUAUCUUCUUUGACAGAGGUUUACUGGACACUAUUAAUACAACUGAUCAAAAUGCAAAUUCUCUUGAGUUAAUAUCUAUUCUUUUAGGAGAAUUUUGAAAUUGACGAGAGCUACAAUAUGUUUCCAUAUUCACUUCGUUUAACGUUCGUGUGUUUGGGAAUGUGCACUGGUUUUWAAAGGUGGAAUUAUUUUAUUCCAUUGUACAGUAAUUAGCUAGUCGUCAACAGACAUUAUAGCGUUAAAGGCCAUACAUGUAUAUCUAUGAACAAAGGAAAUUUUAAUGGCUACUUGACGUAGGUUGUCCACAUAGCCAAAUUUAGUGUUUGAACUGAGCUUUUGACUGUUUCAUUUCCAUAGACUCAUGAUGUGCAAUAGCCGACUUUAGAUAUUUUGGUUUAGUGACCAUGCACAAAAGAAUUGUAGAUGAGGCUCCGGGGAAAUAAAAGAAGAUAUUAAUAAGAUUACCAAUUAUUUCCCCAGAACUUAAUCUGCGAUUCUUUUGUAGAGUGCACUUCACAUUGCUAAAUAAGAUUUAGUUAUCAACUAACUAAGAAUUCAACAAAGCAUAAACACAAUGCCAAUUAUUUUAAU
Messenger RNA from Exaiptasia diaphana, 3364 nucleotides. RefSeq lists its product as uncharacterized. NCBI's taxonomy places the organism in Eukaryota, Metazoa, Cnidaria, Anthozoa, Actiniaria, Aiptasiidae. Gene Ontology annotation, biological process: protein dephosphorylation. The coding region runs from base 44 to 2365 and encodes 773 amino acids. The record is from RefSeq and is a predicted model, not a curated record. The transcript has 18 exons. Gene Ontology annotation, molecular function: protein tyrosine phosphatase activity.